Molecule: messenger RNA, 5439 nt
Organism: Drosophila obscura
Lineage: Eukaryota; Metazoa; Arthropoda; Insecta; Diptera; Drosophilidae
Gene: Acf
Product: bromodomain adjacent to zinc finger domain protein 1A
Exons: 5
Coding region: 408-4967 (1519 amino acids)
Biological process (GO): chromatin remodeling
Molecular function (GO): protein binding
Source: RefSeq, a predicted model, not a curated record
AAAAAAAUUAGGCGAUUCGCAAGGCGCGCGUGAAAAGAAUUUGUGCGCGUUAAAAAGUAACUAAUUUUAAAGUGUAGAUGCUGAUGAAACCAACAGAAAAUAUAAUAAAAAGUGGCUAGAGCUGUGUGUUCAUCGACUGUUCAUAAAUGUGGGUUGGACCACGGCGCGCAAACCGCUGAAAAUAAGCAAACAAACGGCAGCCUUGCGAAAACGAGAAAAAAAAUUGGGCGCCUUUUGUGAAGAUUGUGUGUCCGUCUGGCUGUGGCACAUUUAUUUUCAGUUUCCGCUUCUUCUUCACAGCCAGCAAGCCAAAGUGAAUCGCGCGCGGGUGUAGCACAGCCGAGAUAUACAGUACAGUUAAAUUGUUAACGAAUAAUUGCUGCAAUUAAAUAAAUACCUACAUAAAUAUGCCGAUUUGCAAGCGGGAAGGCUUCGACCUGAAUCAAAAGGAGGGCAAAAAUGAUACAUUCCACGAUAACGACUGGGUCUUCUGCUGCUACAUCACCAAUCGCAUUUUCCGCGACUAUGAAAACUACUUUCGACACGUGAUGGCCAUCAACUCGACGGUGUGGCAGUGCGAGGCCACCGGUCGCGAGAGUCUCACCUACGAGGAGGCCCAGAAGAGCGAACGUGCCGCCCGCAAGAAGAUGGAACAGUUUAAACAGAGCCUGCGUGCCCCCGUCCUUCUGGUGGUGGAGCAUGCCCGCCAGUCGGCGGUGAAGACGCUCAACCUGAUGGUGGCCAAAUUCCUGCGCAAACGCUACUUCAUCAACGAGGAGGUGACGGUGACCACCAAAAAGAACGCUACCUAUGUGGUGGUGGCCAUACAGCCCGGCAAGAGCAUGGCCUUGCCCAGCAAUGAGAUCUACGAGGACACGGAUGGCCUGCAGUACCGUCUGAGGGCAGCCAAGGGCGAUGCCGGCACAGAGAUCACCGUGCCCUUCGAUCAGAUACGACGCCAGCGAUUAGAAUUCAACAUGGAGAACCUGGGCAUGUUCAUCAAGAACAAUGUGACACGCGUCGACGGCAUCCUUCGGCCGAAGCCCGAGGCCUACAAACAGUACGUGACGGAUGCGGGCAUCAGCUUCUCGAGCAUUUUCAUUGGCAAAAUGCCACGCUACUCCCCAUCGAAGAUCAAACGACCCGAGCCCAAGGACACUGCAGCCAAGAAACAGUCCACGCUGAACAAGUACAUUGUGUCGGACGUGUCGGAGGAGACGGCCGCCAAGGCCAAGGAGAAGGCCAAGGCCAGCGCCAAGCUGCUGGCCGAGGAAAUGGAGCGUGUGCGCCUGGAGAAGGCGGCCAAGCUGGCCGUGCUGGAGCGUGAGAAGGCCGAGAAGAAGGCUCAGCUAAUCGAGCGGGUGGAGUCCGAAUGCAACAGUCUGCUGACCAAGACGGACGAUCUGGAGCGCUGUGAUCAGCGGGUGCUGCCACGCUAUAAGCCGAUUGUGACGCUGCUGCCGGAGAAGCUGCUGGGCGACGCCUUCAUGAUGCGCGAAUUCAUGCACACCUACUCCGGUCUGCUGUCUGGGGUGGAGGUUUUCCGCCAGAAUCUCAGCUUCUAUGAGAUGACGCGAGCGCUCAGUGCCCGCGAGGUGGCUGGCCCACUCUCGGACAUAAUCCUGGUGCUGCUGGGCACCGUCUUCGAUCUGCAGAAGGAGGAGGAGGAUGAGUGCGCGGUCAGCUACAUGCUCGGCCGCUACACGGCGCCCAGUGAGCCCUACAUCAGCAUGGGCAAUGCCACACGCAGCCACUACUACUCGAAGCGGCACUUCUCCUUCAAGAUCAACGAACUGCCGCUGGAUGCGCUCACGCUGAGCGAGGUGCUGCGCCUGCAUCUGCUCAGCUCCGGUGCGAUUGUCAAUGAGAAGGCCGAGAAGUGGCGGAUCAUGUACCGCAAUGGCUAUGCCUCGCGCGAAGAUCCCGGCCUGGAGUUGCGCCUCCAGCAGCCGCACAUUCUGCACAGCCUCAAGACCUCGCCCAUAUAUCAGCUGGGCUUCAGCGACAUCAUGUGCGUGAUCCGCUGCCUCAUGUCCCAGAUACUCACGUACUCCGGCACCAUCAAUCUGAUCGAGGAGCGCAUGGAGCAGACGGCCAAGGCCAAGAUCGAGCUGCGUACCCUCAUCCAGCUGGAGAAUCGACGCCUGGCCGCCCUCGAGAUGAGCAAACGCAAGCUGACGCACGAGCAUCAUCUGGCGUGCAGCGCGGAGGAGCUGAAGAACGAUGCCGCCAAGAAGCAGUCGCUGCUCGAAAAGCUAAACAAGGGCAUUGCGGAGCUGCACGCCAAGUCGGACACUCAGCACAGGAAGCACGAGCAGCAGGUCCUCGCCCUGCACUCGCAGCUGUUCAAUUUCCUCGUCUUCCUGGGCACGGAUCGCUGCUAUCGCAAGUACUAUGUGCUGGAGUCGAUGCCGGGCAUAUUUGUGGAGCAUUCGCCCGACAGCCUGGACACCUGUCUGGAGCAGCCGCCCCUGAACAAGCCCCAGUCGGAGAUCAGCAACCAGGCACAGCUGCCCAAGAGCCGCAAGGAGCUGCGCACCUAUCUGCUGAAGCUGUACGGCGAGGAGAAGUCUCGCAAACGGGCCAAACAGUCGCUGGAGAACAAAGAGAAUCAGGAGCAUCGCAUCAAUGGCGACGCCGAGCCCAUGGAGGUGGCAGAGGCGGAGCCCCUCGAGGAUCCCACCCAGCACGAGCUGAUGAUGUGCAGCGGGGAUCGACGCAGCUGCAUUGUCCACGAUCACGGGGAGAGCAAUGGACAGCGUCAGCGUUGGUCGUACAUCUACAAGGCCGAAGACAUUGAUGAGCUGAUCAAGAGUCUCAAUCCUUUGGGCCAUCGUGAGUCUGGUCUGCUCGAGGAGAUCAAUGGCCUGCGCACGCUCAUCGAGCAGCAUGUGAGCACCUGCCCCGUCGAUGUGCUCACCCUGGAGAGCGACCAGCAGCGCAAGAAAUUCCUCAGCACCAUGCACGCGGAGACGCAGCGAAAGUAUGGCGAGGCCAUCUUUGGCCUGCCCGAGGGCACAGAUCUCAAUCGGGCGAUGAAGCUGCAUCUGGUGGAUCGUAUUCUGCAGUUCGAAAUUGACAUCUAUACGGGGGACUUGGGGCGGCUGAAGGUCAAGGAUAUGGACAAGUGGCGCAACGAUUUGCUCGAGGGCAACUACGAGCCGCAGGUCAAGCUGCAGUGGGGUCCGGGUGGCAAGCUGGAGAACCUGACGGCUGCCGGCUCCGACAACGAAUCGCACGAGGACUACGAGGACGAGGAGAAGGGCGCCGUGCCCAUUGGCAAGUAUGCCACAAAGCCGUAUCGUGAUCCGGGCCAGUAUCUGGGCACCGCACCGAACGCGGUUGAAUCUGUGGACAGUGCCGACGAGGAGAGGCCAGAGUCCAAGUCGGAGGCAGAGGCGACGGAGUCCUUGCAUGCCCAGGUACGCAACAUGGCCGGCGCUCUGCUGCAGGUGGAGCAGGCCAUUGGCAGGCGAUUCCUGAAACCGCCCUACGGCAUGAAGAAAUGGGAUCCCAAGCAGGAUGCCCUGAAGCAGGAGUGCGAGGCCCGACUGCACCAAUGGGAGGUGUCCCUCAUGGAGAGCACCAGCUACGCGCAGCUCUUUCUGCACUUCAACAUGCUUCACGACUGCAUCCAGUGGAUACGUUCGACGAACAAGUCGCUGUGCAAGGUCUGUCGUCGGGGCAGCGAUCCCGACAAGAUGCUCCUUUGCGACGAGUGCAAUGGCGGCACACACAUGUUCUGCAUGAAGCCCAAGAUGCGGUCCGUGCCCAGGGGCCAUUGGUACUGCAAUGAGUGCGUCAAGAAUCUCGGCCUGAAGAAUUCCCACGAUGAGAAGGAAAAGAAGACGGCGGCCCAGAGGAAACGCAAGUUCAUUGUGGAAGAGGAGGAUGAAGAUGAGCCCGAGGAGGACGAUGAGGAGGACGAGGAUGAGCAGGAAGAGGAGGAGGAGGAAGAAGAAGAAGAAGAGGAGGAGGAUGCCACAGACGACAAAAGCGAAACAUCUACCCAUUCGUCCUCGAACAAGCCCAAUGGCCGACCCGCACGUCGUCCCAGAGGGCGCCCGAGCAAAAAGAAGCGACUAACAUCCAAAGAAAUUGAAGAAGCUGUCGAUGACGACGCUGACGAAGAUGAGGACGGGAGCGAGCCCCUGGGCAGUGAAGCUGGCGAUGAGAGUUCGGUGGAGCAUGUCAACGGGGAAGAGAACGAAAAUGAAGAAGAUGAAGAAGCCAGCGACGAUGAGAAGGUGUGCCAGGUGUGCUUCUACGAUGGCAGCGAGAUACGCUGUGUCCGCUGCAGCCUCUACUAUCAUCUGGAGUGUGCCCAAUUGAAGCGACAGCCACGCGCCGAUUUCGUGUGCAAGAAGUGCAAGACCACAGAGACGCAACGGCCGAGACGUCGUCAUAGUCAUGUAAAUGGCCACGAUGACGAUGAUGAUGAUCAGGAUGAGCCUCAGGCCAAACGUUCGCGCUCCUCACGCAACUCUCUGCGCAUCUCGCUGGACAAAUCGGCCCGACACAGUGGCGCCAACAAUAACAACAACAAUAGCAGCACCAAUAACAAUAACAACCAUCGACGAAGCGGUCGACGAAUGAACGAUAAUCUGCCCUUGAAUAGCGCCGCCUUGUACGAUCUGCUGGAGCAGAUCAUGAAGCACAAGACCGCUUGGCCCUUCCUGCGACCAGUGCUGACAUCGGAGGUGCCCGACUAUCAUCAGAUUAUCAAGACGCCCAUGGAUUUGGCCAAGGUCAAGUCCAAGCUGAAUAUGGGCGCCUAUCAGCUAAACGAGGAGGUGCUCAGCGACAUACAGUUGGUGUUUCGUAACUGCGAUCUCUACAAUGUAGAGGGCAAUGAGAUAUACGAUGCGGGCUGUCAGCUAGAGAAGUUCGUGAUUGAACGAUGCAGGGACAUGCAGCUGCCGUUCAGGCCCAGUGACAUGAAUGACGAAGAAGGGGCCAUUUGCUGAGCAUCUCCGAUCUCUCUCUCCCCCAGCGAUCGUGUACAUUAUUUGUUAGCUUACCUUCAGGCAUACACAAUACAUACUAGACCAUAGCACCAUAGCAUUCAGUAGUUUACGUAUAUGGAUAUCUCUCUGCGACAUUCUAGGUUUAAGCACUGACAACACUUAUUGCAGUCCUUAGUGUAGAUAAUAAUUACGUAUCGUAUAUCCUAUGUUUAGUAUACGCAUUUACGUUAAGCUAAGACAAUGGUAUGGCCCACGCCCCCCACAUACGCACAAAAUGUACGCAAGGUAAGAAAAAAUGUUUUGUUAUUUUUUUUUGCUGUUUCUUUUUCGUUUUCUGAGACAAUUUAUAUUCUAGUUUAUUCGUAAAUUAUUACCAUACUACAAAAAUUACACAGUUCCACACAAUCAAUACAAAAAAAUGAAGAGAAAAACUUAAAAUAAUAAAAAAAAAAUAAAACUUGCAGAUUUCAAA